Cokeromyces recurvatus is the source of this 956-nucleotide messenger RNA. Its product is annotated as P-loop containing nucleoside triphosphate hydrolase protein. The coding region runs from base 70 to 696 and encodes 208 amino acids. The transcript is spliced from 5 exons. The record is from RefSeq and is a predicted model, not a curated record. NCBI's taxonomy places the organism in Eukaryota, Fungi, Mucoromycota, Mucoromycetes, Mucorales, Mucoraceae. Gene Ontology annotation, molecular function: GTPase activity; GTP binding.
AUUAAAAACCUUUUUUUUUUCUUUUGUUUCUUCCUUUUUUUUUUAUCUAAGCAUACAUAUAUUCUAACAAUGUCACAACAACAGCAACAAGUGCCUACUUUAAAAUUAUUGCUUAUUGGUAAUUCAAAUGUAGGAAAAAGCUCUUUACUUUUACGAUUUACAGACGACACUUUUUUACCUCAAGAAGAGGUUUCUGCUACUAUUGGUGUUGACUUUAAGGUUAGCAUGAUGGAAGUUAAUGGGAAAAUGUAUAAAUUAACUAUUUGGGAUACUGCGGGACAAGAACGAUUUAGAACCUUAACAUCAUCGUAUUAUCGAGGAGCACAAGGAGUUAUUCUAGUCUAUGAUGUUAGUAAUAGAGAAACUUUUGAUGCAUUAAAUAACUGGUGGAAUGAAGUGAAUACAUAUUGCUCAAGUCCUGAUGUAGUUAAAAUGAUAGUUGGGAACAAAGUUGAUAAGGAAUCAUCACGAGUUGUAACAUAUGAAGAAGGAGCCAAUUUUGCUAAAAAAUUAUCUACCUUAUUUGUAGAAUGUAGUGCUAAAACCAAGGUAGGCGUUAGACAAGCGUUUGAAGAAUUAGUUGAGAAGAUAAUUGAAACACCAAGCUUAUGGAGAAAAGAUGCUAAUUCUAAUUCAACUAUUAAAACGCUUAAUAAUGACAAACAACAAAAUGAAUCAAGCUUAUGCGCCUGCUAAAAAUAUGUUUCUUUUUUUUUUUACAAUUACUACAAUAAUAAUUCUUUAUUUUUAUUAUUCUUUUUUGUUUGCUACAAAAAAAAGUAUAUUCAUUUACUUUUUUUCUUCUUUUUAUAUAUAUAAAUGAGCGCUCAAUAUCAUAGUCUAUAUACCAGUAUAUAGAGAGAAGAGUAAUUUCAUAUAGAGUAAGUAGUAAGAACAUAAUUUAAGAAGCAUAAUUGGUGGGCCCCUUUCUUUUUUUUUUUUUUUUUUUUUUUUUU